UUAACCGCGCAAUUAAAAUUACGAAGUAAUCUACUUGCAGAGUAGUUAAAUUCAAAUAUGUAUCACAUAGUUAACCGUCGAUAUGCAACAGAGGUUGUCUUCGAUAGAUAAUGGCCGAGAAUUUCCGAAUGGUUAUUUGUGUGGUCUUGAAUAACAGUGGGCGGAUAAUGUACACUAACAAGUUCUAACUGGUUCAGUGGCACACGGCAAGCAAGGUGAAAACUUUGUUUGUAAGAACGACAUUAAUUGUUUCAGUUUAUAGUUGUCUAUUCAUUAAAAUAUAAAUAGAGAAAAUAUCGCGCGAUUUUGUUCCGAAGGGGAGCUUACGACUAGUAUACUGAUGUCCUGACAGGAAGUUUCUAGAUUUCCUGACGUUAAGUACCAAGAUCUGCUGACGAUUAAAAUCUGUAUUUGCUGGCGAUAAAUACAUGAAUUUGCUGAAUAUUAGUAUGUGAGCUUGACAAUAAGUACCUGGAUUUUCUGGAGAUAUGGACCUAAUAUGCUGACGAUCAGUAUCUGAAAUUGUUCACGAUAAGUAACUGAAUUUGCGGACGAUUAGUUUCUGGACUUAUAUACGACAAGUUUUUGAUUCGCAUACGAUCAAUUUGGGAUUUGAUUAUGCCUACAUUGACUUGUCCCUGGAUUUGCUGACGACAAGUACUACUUGUGUCUUAAUUCAAACUAGUAUCAAGAUAAGCAUACAACUAGCGUCUGGAUUUGUUGACAACUAGUAUCAGGAUAAGCAUACAACUAGUGUUUGGAUUUGCUGACAACAAGUAUCAGGAUAAGCAUGCAACUAGUGUCUGGAUUUGCUGACAACUAGUAUCAGGAUAAGCAUACAACUAGUGUCUGGAUUUGUUGUCAACUAGUAUCAGGAUAAGCAUACAACUAGUGUCUGGAUCUACUGACAACUAGUAUCAGGAUAAGCAUACAACUAGUGUCUGGAUUUGUUGUCAACUAGUAUCAGGAUAAGCAUACAACUAGUGUCUGGAUCUACUGACAACUAGUAUCAGGAUAAGCAUACAACUAGUGUCUGGAUCUACUGACAACUAGUAUCAGGAUAAGCAUACAACUAGUGUCUGGAUCUACUGACAACUAGUAUCAGGAUAAGCAUACAACUAGUGUCUGGAUCUACUGACAACUAGUAUCAGGAUAAGCAUACAACUAGUGUCUGGAUUUGUUGUCAACUAGUAUCAGGAUAAAAUUACACCGCACUAACUAAGGACUUGUAUCAGGAUGUGUUUACUACUAGUGUCUGGAAUCGCUAAACACAAGUAUCAGGAUGUGCUAAGAACUAUUGUAUGGUGCUGAGGACUAUCACAAUUUGCUUACAACUGAAGACUGAAUGUGCUUACUUACUUGUAAGUACCAGGAUUUGCGUACAAUUGGCGUCCGGAUUUGUUAAUGUCGUGUAUCUGGAUUUAAUUAAAACUUGUAUUUAAACUUGGCAGGUUUUAUGUAGAUUGCGAACAUGGCGUUUUUCAAACACCAUUUUACUUUAAUGCUCUUAAUCACUCUUGCAAUAUGUUUACAACGGGCAAACGGAAAACUGAGUGAAAGACCUUCUCAGUGUCCCGACUCAAGACUUUGCAAGUGCUCUAGGUCAAAGAAUGGACAAUGCGAUUAUAAUUGUUAUGGAAAUAAAGUACAAAACACUUUAAGGCAUGAAACGCUACCAGAAAAUAUAAGAAAACUCCACGUCGAACGGUUUCUGUUCGAAACUCUGUCCGUUGAACAGUUUCCACCGAAUAUUAGUGUGAGAAUUUUUUAUUCUAAACAUAACAAAAUUUGGGAUAUGAAAAAUAACACAUUUUCAAAGUUCGAAUCAUUAACAGAGGUUUGGUUUUCUGGUGGAACACUAAGAAUCAAGAGACAGUUAUUAGACGCUAUUGAAAGAAUCAAAGGCGAGGUUAACCUUACACUUGCCUUUGAAAAUAUGAGACUCGACAAUUUGACGGAAUCAAGCCUGAGGUUUCAAGGUUCUGUGAAUUUAACAAAUCUUCGACUUAAUCGCAAUGACAUGGCCAAAUUAAGGCCCGAAUUGAUUAAACAUUUUCAUAACCUCAAGAAACUUUCCGUCGUAGAUAAUGCUAUAAGCAGUUUCAGUAACACAAGUACACAAUUGGAUUCCUUAACACAUCUUGAUAUAAGCAAUAACAGACUAAGUUCCAGCACAAUAAGAUUUUGUUUCGACAACGACAGUGCUCUGUUCCCAAACCUUCGAAAUUUAAACGUUGCUAAAAACUUUAUUUCUAAAAUAGAAGAAAAGUCGUGGAAAUGUUUCAAGAAGCUUAAAUAUUUAAAUUUGUCAGAUAACAAAAUACAGGUGUUUGAAAUAAACAGUAUUGGAGACUUAGUUUCCCUCGAGACGCUUGAUCUUAGUAACAACUGGAUCAACUCCAAAGAAGGUAUAAUUCCGGGCAAGUAUCCACCCCAGCUUCGCUAUCUGGAUUUGAGUGCCAACCAGUUGGUACCGUUCAUGCCAAAGAUUUGUGACCAGUCAAGCAACGACACAAUAGGAAUAACAAAAUUAAACCUCAAAUAUAACCACAUUAGUGUGCUUACACCUGAUUACACCAAAUGUCUUCGAAAUCUAACAGAACUUCAGCUAAGCAAAAAUGCUAUUAAGGAGAUAAUGAAUAAUGCAUUUGCGCAUUUUCCAAAACUAAGUAUUUUACAUAUGGACAGACAGAUUCAUGGAUUAAAAAAUGUUUCAGAAAAUGCAUUUAACAUUACGGAUCUAACAGAACUAGAUUUGAGAGGGAAUUUUUUGACAUUUAAAGAUAACAGUUUUGAAAAAAUCUUCAUUGCAUUUAAACAUGUUGAAAAACUUAACCUUACUGAUAACCAUAUCGUUAAUAAGACGGCAUUUAUCUCGACAUUAGCGCACCUUAAGAAUCUUAAAACUCUUGCACUUAGACGGGUUGGACUGAACAUAUUCCCAUAUGAACUCUUCACAACAUUUGAUAAACUUACCAAUAUUAGACUGGAUCAGAAUGCAAUUAAAGCAAUUUACUUUCCAUCUAAUAUUACAAUAAAAAGUAAAGUAAAAUUUAUAUCCGUGGGUCGGAAUUGUAUAGAAUUUCCAAACAAAAGUAGUUCUUUAUUUCCAGAGGAAGUUAUGCAUAAUUUAAAACGCUUGAACAUGGAAUAUAACUUUUUUGAUUGCUCUUGUGAUGAAAGCUCAAGAUGGUUCCGAAGUCAGAUUAAAUCAAAUACGCGUGGAGGAUUUCUUCAAAACGUGAAACUUGUUGGAUGGCCAAGCGGUUACCUUUGCCGUUCACCUCGGGAAAUGGUUGGAACACGACUGGACGAUUACCAUCUAUCAGCUAAUGACUGUCGCCCGCCAGAUCCGUACAUCCCUGCCUACAUAGGGAGUGCCUGUACAGUAUUUGUUAUUGCUGUUAUCGCCACAAUGUUCUACUGGAAUCGAUGGUACAUUCAGUACUACUGGCAUAGGCUAAAAAAGAAGUGUAAACCUGUCCGGGGUGUGUCAGAUCCCGAACGUCAGCCGCUUGUAGCACCAUUAAAUGAAAUGUACGAUGCGUACGUCAUAUAUAACCAUAAUGAUAUGAAUUUCGUUCUUAACAAUUUAAGAAGGCUAUUGGAAGAUAAAUUAAAUUACAAACUUCUUCUUUGGGACAGAGAGGGCGGUGUGGGUGGUUCUAAAACUGAUGCAUAUUUUGAGGCUAUGGAAAGAUCAAAGAACGUAAUUGUGGUUGUUUCAAACAAUCUAAUGAACGACGCUUGGUGCGAAUUUCAAAUAGACAUUGCAUUGUUGAAUAAAGUUGAGACAAGAGGAAGAAAGAAUAUAUUUCUUGUAAUUCUGACGGAUAUGGAUUUGGAAUCUGUGAGUAAAUCUUGGUGUGUUCUUUUAACAAAGAAGGGUAACGGUAAAUGGUGUGAGACAGAAAAUAGCAUUCGUAGAAAAGUAUUUGUAGAGGACAUGAAAGCGACAUUGGGAAAACCAUUGUCUGAUUGUUGAAUAGCACAAAAAUUCUAAACUUUAUCAUAAGUAGGUGAAAUUCAAAACUUUUAAGUAAUAUAAACUCUUUAGAGACAAACAUUUAUGUACCUUGUCACUUCCAAAUACCUCAUUCUGAAAAACUCAAUUAUAAAAAGUUCAAAGUUUAAAAUUAAUAGAUAUUCUUGAUAGAAAAUUGUGUGCAUCUUUUAUCGAUUGUUCUGUUUUCAUUUUCCUGCAUCAAUAAUAUGUUUCUUUGAUAUUGUGUUUCUUUUCUUGUUGAAUUGAAAAGUUCGCAUUCAAAAUUAAUGCUUCUAUGCCCAUCUUGUGAAUUUGUUUGUAUAUAAUAUAUGUAUGUAUGUACCUUGGUGAAUUAUUGAUAUUAGAAGAAAAUGGAAUAGCGAAAAAUAUGCUUAAUUAAUAUAUGAGAAUUUGAAACUGAGCAGUAUCGUUUUUUAUUAUUUUAUAAUAUAUGUGUAUAAUUAUUCAACGCCUGUGUCAUAAUGAAUGAUGUACAUAAAUGUUGCAUAAAUACAUGACUGCGUUUUUUGUUUGAUAAUUGCGAUAUAACGCAUACAAGCAUUGGUUAUCAGAAGUCGAACGUCACGAUUGAGUUAUACGCAUAGUUUAUAAUUAUACUUUUAAUAAACGUGGUCGACAUUACUUUGUUAUACAAGUAAGUGUUAAUGGUUGUGGGCUACUGAAUAACAGUAUAGGCCGUAAAAAUGUAUGUCAAGUGUUAAGAAGCUUAUAAUUUCCUUAAAAUAAUGUAUAAUUUUCUUAAAGUGACUGUUUCAUGGUUUGUAAGAUGCAAUAUUAACCGAUUUCUUUUUAUUACGAAAUAAAGUGUGGUAAAUCUUAAGGAGGGUUAAAACUAAGAUUGUGGCGAUAGGAGUACUUCAUCAAAUGUAAUUGAUAUAUGCCCAAAUAUUGCCUUUGAUGUCCACGAUUUUUUAUUGUUUUCUUGACGACUGGCAUGGGUUCGCUCCCUACUACAAGGUUGUUUAUACGUUUUGUAUCUGUUGUUUUUGCACUUCGGUAUCAAAGAGUAAAACUUUUAUAAUUACCGGGAACUCAUUGUUGGUGCCAUAACAUGAGCGAGUCUCUUUGGGGAUGUUUCUGAAAUACGGUCCAAGAUGUACCACAGCAUAUUACCAUGAUACAGCAAGACACAAUCAUAGUACACCAAUACAUAAGUCUGGUCCUUGCAAUAUAACUGAAUAUUAUAGAGGCAUUUCUAUAACGAACACAAUAUAAAGUUUUCUCCGGUGUAAUUAAUAAACGAUUGUAUGACUGGGCCGAAAAAUCAGAAAAUUUAUGAAUCUCAGGCUGACUUUCGUCGGGGUUAUUCAGCUGUUGACAAUGUUUUUUGUCUACUAGCAAUGACUCAAAAAUACCUUUCCAAGAAAGGUGACCGUUUUUAUUGUUUGUAUGUCGAUUUCCGUAAGGCAUUUGAUAAAGUUAACCAUGUUAAGUUGUUUUCAUCCUUAGAAAGAAAAGAUGUGUUUGGAAAAUUCUUAAGAGUUAUGAAAUCAAUGUAUUCUUGUCUAACCUCUUGUGUCAAAGUCUCAAAUAGUGUCACGGAGUCAUUUGCCUGUAACAUUGGUACUAGACAAGGGGAUAAGUCAAGUUCAACAAUAUUUGCUCUAUUUAAAUACGAGUUAUCGUCUAUUUUAAGGCUAAAUUGUGGUUCAGGCAUUUUUAUAACUAAUGAUAUUCCAGACAUUAUAUGUUUAAUGUUUGCUGAUGAUGUUGCCAAUUGCGCUGAAACUGCAAUUAAGUUACAACAACAGGUAAACGCAGUCGAUCAAUUUUGUUUUAAUACUUAAAUAAAAAAAAAAUCUUGAUAAAACUGAAAUCAUUGUAUUCCGUAAUGGUGGUCCUCUACGAGCAUAUGAAAAAUGGUUAUAUCGAGGGCAGUCAAUUAAAACUACUUCUGUAUACAAAUAUAUGGGAUUGUUAUUUACUCCACAGUUGUCCUGGAGUUCAGCUCAUGUUAAACUAGCUUCUCAGGCACAAAAGGCGAUUUUUGCUUUGAAAAACUAUCAAAAACCGUUUUGGUUUUCAAGAUUUUUGAUACUAUGAUUAAGCCAAUACUAUGUUAUGGCUCCCAAGUAUGGGGAUAUGAGUAUAGCCAAACCAUUGAAAUGAUUCAAAAUAAAUUUUGUAGACAAUUUUUACAUGUAAGAAAAACUACGAAUACGUGUAUGGUUUUACGAAACUGUGGAAGAUUACCAUUAUGUAUAACAUAUUUUACAAAUUGUAUAAGGUAUUGGUGUAAAUUGUUAGAAUGUUUAGAGACAGGAUAAUUGACUGUUUUACUCAAACUUGGCACGAUCAUGUGAGUAAUGCCAGCCGAUGUUACCACUUUAAGAGUUUGCUUAACAUCGAACGAUAUUUAUUGAUAGAGAUGCCACUAAAACAUAAAACUACAUAUGCUAAAUUUAGAUGUUCUAAUCAUGAUUUGCAUAUUGAACUUGGAAGGCAAUUAAGCAUUGCUUUGCAUGAUCGAUUAUGCAAUUUCUGUCUACUGAACUAUAAUAUAUCUGAAAUUGAUUGUGAAUACCAUGCCUUUUUUCGUUGUAAAAAAUAUACAUAUAUAAGGAACCAAUAUUUGUUAAAUUGGUAUGAAUCUGGUGAUGAACUGAAUAGUUUGUAUGCCCUACUAUCCACAAAUGACUUUAACACAACAAGAAAAUUAGGAGUGUACAUAUUUCAUCUUAUGAAUUGUAUCAAGGAAUAAAAAUAGUUACUCUUUUUGUGCACUUUUUCAUCUCAUGUAUAUAAAUGUACUGUGACACAACUUAAAGCAUUAAGUAUGAUGUUUACUAUUUUGAAAUGUGUUUUGGGCCGGAGGCCUUUAUUUACAAAAUAAACUCGUGACUUGA
This is a messenger RNA of Mya arenaria, 6852 nucleotides long. RefSeq names its product toll-like receptor 2. Gene Ontology annotation, molecular function: transmembrane signaling receptor activity; protein binding. Gene Ontology annotation, cellular component: membrane; extracellular matrix. Bases 1472 to 3985 code for a protein of 837 amino acids. The record is from RefSeq and is a predicted model, not a curated record. The transcript has 2 exons. Gene Ontology annotation, biological process: immune response; toll-like receptor signaling pathway. NCBI's taxonomy places the organism in Eukaryota, Metazoa, Mollusca, Bivalvia, Myida, Myidae.